This is a messenger RNA of Racocetra persica, 360 nucleotides long. The record is from the annotation of a GenBank genome assembly. Lineage: Eukaryota; Fungi; Glomeromycota; Glomeromycetes; Diversisporales; Gigasporaceae.
AUGCAAUCAAUCAUUCAAAAGAACGAAAAGACAAUCAGCCCUGAAAUGACACUUGAAGAAAAAUUUAAAAUUUGGAAUAACACUCCAAGAGAAGAGUGCCCACUUUGCUUAAAAUUCACCAUACUUGACCAACACAAUUGCCAACUAAAAAAUGAAAAGAAAUUUGAUAAAGAUUUCUUAUUCUACCUUUACCGAAAAACUACUUGCGGAAUCUGUUAUAAAACAGAACAUCCUAAUUCUUAUUGCCCAAUUGUGACCUGCAAAAUUUGUAAAGAAAAAGGACAUAUCACUAAAAAUUGCUCAAACAAACCUAACACAACUGAAGAAAUGAAAAAUUAUUGGAAACAAGAACCAAAAUAA